Capsicum annuum is the source of this 4975-nucleotide messenger RNA. Its product is annotated as protein SPIRRIG-like. The transcript has 2 exons. Lineage: Eukaryota; Viridiplantae; Streptophyta; Magnoliopsida; Solanales; Solanaceae. Bases 1013 to 1543 code for a protein of 176 amino acids. The record is from RefSeq and is a predicted model, not a curated record.
UCUGCCUCUGAACUUCAAGUGCUUGUUAGAUACAUUCUGCAGAUGCGACUGGCCACUUCUGGUCGUUAUCUAGUUGAUAUGAUGGAAAGGUUGAUUCUUACAGAGGAUCUGGCCUCAGAAGAUGUCUCCCUAGCACCAUUUGUCGAGAUGAACAUGAGCAAAGGUUGGGAGUGCUUCAAUCCAAGUGCCCUUGGGAAAGAUCUUGGCUACCUGCUGCUGGUUAUUCUUCUAUUUUUUGGUUUCAGUUCCAAAAUUUAUUCAAGUCACAGGCAAAGGAGAAUGAUGUUUCAAAAGCUGGACACAAUAAAGGGCAAGGCGUAAGUGGGCAGCAUCAUGGGCCACAUGCCCUGAGGAUAUUUUCUGUUGGAGCAGUAGACAGUUCAAACACUUUCUAUGCUGAAAGUUUCUUCAAGAGGAUGGUGUUCUCACCCUUGCAACUAGCAAUUCUUCCUCUUUGCCAUUUUCAGGGUGGAAAUAAAGGAAGGAAGGUGGCAUCACCUCACUAUUGUGCAUAGCAAACCAAAUGCGCUGGCUGGCCUCUUUUAGCCUAGCUUUGCUUAUGCUUACCUCAAUGGAAAGUUAAGAUACACAGUUAGAUUAGGAUAUUCUCCUUCUCCAGAUGGCAAGUCUUUGCAGGAGAUUAUUGGUACUCCGAUUGCGUGUGUACAGAUUAGUGACUUGUCAUGGAAGCUUAGAUCUUGCUAUCUUUUUGAAGUAGUUCUUUCCCCUGGUUCGAUUUGCUUUAUGUAUAUUCUUGGGCGAGGGUAUAGGGGUCUCUUCCAGGACAAAGAUUUGCUGCAAUUUGUUCCUAAUCAGGCUUGUGGUGGUGGUAGCAUGGUAAUUUUAGGUUCUUUGGAUGCCGACUUACCUUUGGCUCCUAACCCGCAAAAGCCAAAUAAUGUAGGAAAGUCAGGGAGUGUUCAGUGUAACCGGAGUGGAUUUGUUUGGGAUUUGGACAAAUUAGGGAACCUCUCCCUUCAACUUUCUAGUAAGAAGCUCAUUUUCGCAUUUGAUGGGACAAGUACAGUGUUGCUUCGAGCUUUUGGAACAUACUCUGUGCUCAAUCUGGUUGAUCCAAUGUCAGCUGCUGCUUCUCCUAUUGGAGGCAUACCACGCUUUGGACGACUUAUUGGGUAUCUAUAUUUGCAAGCAUUGUGUUAUCGGUGAGACAAUCUGUCCCAUUGGUGGCAUGGCUGUUAUUCUAGCUCUUGUAGAAGCAGCUGAAACAAGGGACAUGCUGCACAUGGCUUUGACAUUACUUGCUUGUGCUCUUCAUCAAAAUCCACAGAAUGUUAGAGACAUGCAGAAUUACAGGGAAUACCAUUUGCUUGCUCUCUUCUUGCACCGACGAAUGCCAUUAUUUGACAUGCAAUUGCUUGAAAUCUUUAUCCAGAUUGCCGCAUAUGAGGCUUCGUUCUCUGAACCAAAGAAGUUCUAUCGUUCCCGAAAGACACUGCCUCCUACCACGUCUGUCAAUGAGGGAAGCAUUGAAGACCUUACUUUGUCCAAAUUCAGGAGUUGGAUCUCAUGGAAACAUGGAUGAUUUUUCUGUACCUAAAGAUUCCUUGAGUCAUAUUUUUGAGCUUGAAAAUACUGAAAUGCCAACUGAGACAUCUAAUGGCAUAAUUCUUUCAAAUGCCGAUAUGGUUGAGGAUGUUUUGUUGGACUGGACUGUUUGGGUGACGACCCCAAUUCCAAUACAGAUUGCUUUACUGGGCUUCCUUGAGGAUCUGGUUUCAAUGCACUGGUAUAGGAAUCAUAAUCUGGCAAUUCUGCACAGAAUUAACCUUUUUCAACAUUUACUUGUAACCUUACAAAGAGGUGAUGUGGAAGUACCGAUGGUAGCAAAAUUAGCUGUAUUGUUAGGUGUUAUAUUGGAAGAUGGAUUCUUAUCCUCUGAACUAGAGCUAGUGGUUAGAUUUGUGAUCAUGACAUUUGAUCCACCAGAAUUAACUUCAAGGUAUCAAAUUACGAGAGAAUCUAUGGGAAAGCAUAUUAUUAUAAGGAACAUGUUGCUUGAGAUGUUGAUUGAUCUACAAGUGAUGAUAAAAUCAGAGGAUUUGCUUGACCAGUGGCACAAAAUUGUUUCAUCAAAAUUAAUAACUUAUUUUCUUGAUGAAGCUGUACAUCCUACAAGUAUGAGGUGGGUUAUGACUCUUCUUGGUGUGUGCCUUGUGUCUUCUCCAACAUUUGCACUUAAAUUUCGCUCAAGUGGAGGCUAUCAAGGUUUGGCAAGAAUUCUUCCAAGUUUCAAUGACUCCCUGAUAUAUGUUUUGUCUUAUUUUUGGCAAACGGAAAUGAGAAUGUUGCGUUGGAUGUGUGGACUUACUAGAGGGGACAGAGUCUGAAAUGAGAUUAUUCGGGAGAAGGUGGGAGUGACGUCGGUGGAAGACAAGGUGCGGGAGGAAAGACUGAGAUGGUUUGGGCAUGUGAUGAGGAGGGGCAUGGAUGCCCCAGUUCGUAGGUGUGAGAGACUAGCUUUGGAUGGUUUCAGGAGGAGUAGAGGUAGGCCGAAGAAAUACUGGAGAGAGGUGAUUAGACAUGACAUGGAGCUGUUACAGCUUACUGAGGGCAUGGCCCUAGAUAGGAAGGUAUGGAGGUUGCGGAUAAGGGUAGAAGCCUAAUGCAAGGGUGGGUUAUAUCUUGUAGCUAGGGAGCUCUUGCGUAGCCAGGUUAGUAACUCUAGGACUGUGUCCAUUGGUAGGAGCUGCUAGUGUAUACUAUUACUAGGUGGGUGUCCUUUUCUUAUUUCUUAUUUUCAUAUUACUCUUAUUUUUGUGUCUCUCGUAUUUCUAUUUUUAUUACUCCUUAUUUCUUAAUUCGGUUAUGCCACCAAUCCUAUUUUCGUGUAUUACUUUGAUCUUGCUGACUAUUCUUUAUCUUGAGCCGGGGGUCUAUCGGAAACAACCUCUCUAUUUCUUCGGAGGUAGCGGUAUGGACUGCGUACAUUUUACCCUCCCCAGACUACACUUGUUGGGAAUUCACUGGGUUUGUUGUUGUUGUUGUUGUUAUUUUCGGCAAGCCUGUGUACCCAAGACUGCCUGAAGCUCGGAUGCUAGAUUUUCAUGCCCAAAUGCCAAGUGGUGGCAUAUAUGGAGAUUUGAAAUUUACUGACCUAUUGGAAUCUGUGAUUGCUAUGCCAAAGGCAACUUUUGAUAGGUUGUCUAUGCAGUCAAUGCUACCUUUCCCAGAUCAGGGCUGGAGUUGUGGCAGAGCUGGCAGACGAUAAUACUGACAUAAUUGUAGAGCUUCAGGGUGAAGCCCUUAUGCAUAAAACUUAUGCAGCAUGGAUGAUGGGUAGUGAGGCUUCAACACCUGCUGCUGCCACCUCUGUCCUUAGGUUCAUGGUUGAUCUUGCAAAAAUGCGUCUUCCUUUCGCAGCUGUUUGUCGAAGAGCAGAUUUCUUGAAAGCUGCAUCGACCUUUAUUUUUCUUGUGUCUAGUUCAUUUGAAAUUUCUUUCCUGUAUGCCUGUAGUUAUUUUAUAUUUGACUAUGUUGAAGGAAUUCUUUGCUUAUUUUUUAUUUUUUGUGUUCUCCAACAUGUAGGGCCGCACCAGCUGUGAAAUGGCAAAAAGUUUUCUGUAACAUUGGAAGAGAAGAACUUAAAUGAUGGUGAUGAAACUAGCAGCUCCCAUAAUACUUUUUCUAGUUUGCCUCACAAACAGGAACAGUCAGCCAAGACCUCUAUAAGUAUGGAAAGCUUUCCACAGGGACAGACUAGUACAAGCUCUUGAGAUAUGCCAAUGAUGCUGAACAAUAUAACAGAUAUUGAUGUUACUUCAUCGCAACCAGGUUUUGAGUCUGCUGCAUCUAGCACUGAAUUAGAUUUCUCUCUUGAGACGAAAUCCGCUUCUCAAGGACAAUCUUCUGCAAACAUAAUGUUUGUGAUUGGUUCAAAUUUGCUUCUUGAGGUGGACGACUGUGGGUAUGGUGGAGGGCCAUGCUCCGCUGGAGCUACAACUGUUCUUGAUUUUAUGGCGGAAGUUUUGUCUGGUGUGGUAACUGAACAAGUAAAGGCAGUACCUGUCAUCGAAGGUAUCUUGGAGAGUGCUCCUUUGAAUGUUGAUGCUGAAUCUAUCUUGGUAUUUUAGGGACUGUGCCUCAGUAGAGUGUAUACUGAACUUCCUCGAAAGGCGUCUUUUGUGGGAUGAUGAGGAAGAUGAGAAAAAGCUGGAUAAGGGCCAUUGGUCCCUUAACUUGGAAACAUUAUGCUAGCCGAUAGUGGAUAGAGCUAUAUAUGGGUGCUUUUCCAUGGCAUGCUGGUGUACUGAAGACUCUGGAGUUCGUAUUAUCUAUGCUACAAUUGGCUAAUAAGGAUGGGCGUGUUGAAGAAGCUGCCCCAACAGGGAAAGAGAUCCUGUCUAUUGGUAGAGGAAGUAGGAAACUGGAUGCUUAUGUACAUGCGAUUCUGAAAAACAUGAACAAAAUGAUUUUAUUCUCUUUCCUCCCAUUGUUCUUGAUAACCAUUGUAGAAGAUGAACUACUUUCUUCUAAAUUUUUGCAAGUGGAGCCAAAGAAAGAGUGCCCUUGGACCCAUCCUCGGAGGAUAGUGGAAUUGAUGUUUGCACAGUGUUAACAGUUGCAAGUCGCUAAUAGAAGGAUAAUAUUUUAUCCCAGCAACAUUGACACUGAUUUAAAUUGCUGUCUUUGAAUAAAUCUAAUUUCUCUUCUUUGCGUUCACAGGCUUCAUGCUCAGAACAUGGCUGUUGAUAUUCUCAAGUAUCUCCUGGUUCACCAAAGGGCUGCACUUGAAGAUUUUCUUCUCUCUAAACUGAAUAAAGGACCUCCUUUGGAUGUUCUUCAUGGUGGGUUUGACAAGCUCUUAAUUGGAAACUUAACUGCAUUUUUUGAGUGGCUUCAUAGUUCUGAACAUGAAGUUUAAAGUGUUAGAGCAGUCUGCUGCCAUUAUGUGGGUUCUGUUUUGUGGAAUAAGAUGAUUGAAUAGUUUCAUUCACACUUUUCUCUGUCAUAUACA